Molecule: messenger RNA, 522 nt
Organism: Miscanthus lutarioriparius
Lineage: Eukaryota; Viridiplantae; Streptophyta; Magnoliopsida; Poales; Poaceae
Source: the annotation of a GenBank genome assembly
AUGGCAGCAGCCUCCGUCUGGCUGCAGCUCCCUCCCCAUCGUCUCCACAGCCCCCUGCUCUCACUCCCAAGCAACCAUUCUUCCUCUGCAUGCCCUCCAGCAUACAAGAAGCAUGCCGUGCUAGGUCCAGGGAGAGGAAACCACCUUCUCUGCGGUGCUUCUGGCGCCACUUCUUCUGUGGUGACCAAGGAGCAGGAGGGGGCAGCCUCUGAUCCUUCGUCAGAGGAAGGAUCUCCUGAGCCUGAAAUCUAUAGCUACAAGGAUGACCCCAACUUCAGGGGCUGCAAGGGCUGCGGCAGGGAAGAGGUUGAGAGGGGCUGCAAUGGCGAAGGGCGGAUCCAGGGUGGCAUAGCCGCCGUCCCGGGCUUCGGCUGGUGGCCCAUCAAGGCGUACCGGCCGUGCCCCGGCUUCAUCGCGUCCGGCGGCCGCUACCGGCGCCAGGGCCAAAGCAUGGACGACGUUGCAUCCGGCAGGGGAAAGAAGAAGCCCUCUCCCGCCCAAAAGAAGAGCGACAACAAGUAA